Molecule: messenger RNA, 638 nt
Organism: Rhizopus microsporus ATCC 52813
Lineage: Eukaryota; Fungi; Mucoromycota; Mucoromycetes; Mucorales; Rhizopodaceae
Exons: 5
Coding region: 98-430 (110 amino acids)
Source: RefSeq, a predicted model, not a curated record
AUUAUUAAGUACUAGUUUUGUUAAAAGUGACUCUAGUGUUCAAACAGCUGCUAAACUUGCAAGACAAGUCUUGAAAGAUGAAGGUAUUGGAACUAUCAUGACCAUAAUGGACAAUUCAUCUGAACUUGGUGGAUAUCCAUUUGGCAUCAUGGAAUACUAUAGCGAACAGUGUUUUGAUAAUGGAAAUUUAUUGCUUUAUAUGUCAGAUUUGCAAUUGAGUGCAAAAAACAUGCAUCAUCAUCCAACCCGUCUUAGCUUUACUGUACGCGCCACAAAGGAAUAUAAUAAGCCCAUCUUUGGUAAUAAAACGACACCUGUUGAGCAACCAAGAUUUACGCUCUUUGGAUCUGUGUCGAUUGUUCCCGAUGAUAAGACAGAGGAGGCUCUCAGGUGCUUCACAGAGAUUCAUCCAGAAGCAAAACUAUGGUAAGCGUUCUAAUAUGUUUUUUAUAUAAUGACAUAAUUUUUUUUUUUUUUGAAAAUGUAGGCACAAAAUGCAUGAUUUCCAUUUUUAUGAAUUUCAUGUACAAGCUAUUUAUUAUGUCGGUGGAUUCGGUGGGUUCAACUAUAUCGGCUGGAUACCACCAAGACUAUAUCAACAACCAUCAUCAUUAACACUCCAAGAAGUCGGCAGUCAU